AUAAGGAUGCGCAUGCUCAUACGGGAGCGCAACUACAUAACGACUGCUGCUCUAACCUCUAACGCAGUUUGUGCGUGGACGUUCAUGUACAAGUCGCGGUGCGAGAAGUCGUUCAUCAAUACCGUCUCUCUCCUUCCCCAUACCUAUGGCAUGUUGCUCGAGGUGUUCUCACGACACUACGUUGUCAAGUCCGGGCCUUCACGAAGGGGCCGUCCACGGCGGUUCGUGUCGAAGAAUAACGUACUAGCAUGCUUGCUACACACAUACACUGCUGCUGUGGAGCUCUCAGUAGUGCCAGCGUACACGCACAUGUGA
Molecule: messenger RNA, 315 nt
Organism: Phytophthora sojae
Lineage: Eukaryota; Oomycota; Peronosporomycetes; Peronosporales; Peronosporaceae
Exons: 1
Source: RefSeq, a predicted model, not a curated record